AUCAACCACUAUAAAAAGUCGAAAAAUUAUGACAAGUCGUAGCGUAAGUCUGUUGAAAUUGAUUGACUUAGCCGUCGGAUAUCCGAGUGUAGGAUCCGUUAGCUUCAAUUUGCUGCACAAAAUCCUGUACCUUCUGGCGGUUCGAGAUGGGUCUGCCGAAAACGAGGAAAUUGAAUUGCUCGAUCUAGACGAAUCCCUAGCUCGGGUGUUGGACCGAGAGAACAAUCGCCGAGGCAGCCAAACCCGGCUUAUGGUGCAACGGGUUGUCAAUGGUUCCAACAACGAACACAAGCUGAAGGUAAGUGGUUCCCGGAUUGUGGUGCCCUUCGAAGAGCUUACCUAUCCGGUUCAAUCGGAUUCAACGGAAGAAGCCGAACGAAUAGAAUCCCACAUGAGUGCCAUUCAUUCGGUGGUCUCGGAUCUGGAGGAAAAGGUGCAGGAUUUAUCGGUCAAACCUAACAAAAUAUGUGAAAAUGAGUUGAAGAAGUUGAAUAAGCGGAUCGAAAAACUGGAAGCAACGGUUAAACAGCAACUGGAGAAAGCGAUGAAAGAGUUGAAAGAAGCUCAAAAAGCCAUUCCACAAUCAACAACUAACCUGGAACAGAAAGAAGCUCAAGAAUCGCAAGGUGGUCAAGAGCUGCAAAGUAUCCAGGAAUCCAAAAGUGUUCAGGAUUUGCAAAGUGUUCGAGAAUCGCAAGUAUCCAAGAAAUCACUCGUGUUCCAAGACACGCCAGUUAUCAUUCAAGAAGGUGGAGAGGCUACGACGAAGUAUGACCAAAAACUGAAACACAUGGCCAAAGAUAUCGCAAAAAUAUGGAAUUUUAUUCGGGGUCUGAAAACGGACGAACGAUCUACUCAUGGUGCACCACCAGCUUCAGGCGAUGCUAACGAUGAUCAAAAUUCACAAUUCUUAGGAGAGGCCGGUACAGCCAGCAUGGAUAGCGUUUCGGAAAGUCAUUCGCAACUCAAUCAGAUAAAGCCUUCACCUGAAGUCGAUUUCGGACAAGUUUACGCUCGAUUAGAGGAGCACGAGAAGCAAAUGAUAGCAAAAAUAGAAGUUAUGGAGAAAAAAAUUCUUCGACUUGUCCAGGAAAAGGCUGAUAACACCGAAAUAGAAAGCCAGGUGCGUCUUUCUGUUCUUUCCUAUACCCGGACACGACCUAUCCGAGUGGAACCGGCCAAAACAGAUUUACUUGAGAUGCCAGCAUUCCGCAAAGUUGCAGAUAGUGUUGCGACUUUAUCCGAUAAAGUUCAAGAAAGCGCAAACGAACUUGAAAAGCUUCGAGAAGAAUUGGAAUUCAAAACGGACGAAUCACAACUUGGAUCUGUAACGGCGAUGAUUCAGCAGGAAAUUCGACAACUCGAGAGUAAACUUGAAUCGCUCAAUCAAACGGUAAAACGUAAUGCCGAAGAAGACCCGGGAGCUGGCGGAAAACUAAAAAGGAUUCAUAACGUACGGUGCAUCUCUUGCGAUCGCUCGGUGACAAUGUUCAAGUGUGACCAAGUUAUCCCGAGACCUCCGGCAUUGGCCGUUGCAAGAGCAUUGAAGCCAAAUUUGCGCAAUCAGUUGCUGAGCUUACGGAAAGAAAUGAUGGGUCAACCUGGAAGUGCUACCAGAAAUUUGGAUCAUUUUGAUGAUCUGUACCGUUCACUGACUGGCACUUAAGGGUUCGAAAAAAAAAAACUAAAUUUUAUUUAACAUUUGAUUUUAUGACUUAUAAUAUAUUUUGAU
Molecule: messenger RNA, 1732 nt
Organism: Uranotaenia lowii
Lineage: Eukaryota; Metazoa; Arthropoda; Insecta; Diptera; Culicidae
Product: girdin-like
Exons: 2
Coding region: 29-1666 (545 amino acids)
Source: RefSeq, a predicted model, not a curated record